This is a messenger RNA of Columba livia (rock pigeon), 1991 nucleotides long. RefSeq names its product lysophosphatidic acid receptor 6. The coding region runs from base 541 to 1458 and encodes 305 amino acids. Gene Ontology annotation, molecular function: G protein-coupled receptor activity. The record is from RefSeq and is a predicted model, not a curated record. Gene Ontology annotation, cellular component: plasma membrane. The transcript has 3 exons. Lineage: Eukaryota; Metazoa; Chordata; Aves; Columbiformes; Columbidae. Gene Ontology annotation, biological process: positive regulation of Rho protein signal transduction; phospholipase C-activating G protein-coupled receptor signaling pathway.
AUGUACAUAGUGUGUGUAUGCAGACAGAGCGUGGGGAGACAGAUGUUGUCAUGGAAAUAUGUGGUGAAAUGAAAAGCAGCAGCACGUCAUGCUUUCUGACACCCUGACCAGCAGUUACUUUGCAUGCAGCUCACUCCACUGCCUUAGAAGAAAACACAAGACCAGAGAACUCUACAAGCUGAGGAGGAGGAAAAGUCAACAACCAGAGCUAGAGACAGUCCAAAGACUUUAUUUACAGGUUACAUUUGCUGUGACAGAACUGUCUGGAAAAGAAAGGACCAGAUAACCCCGUGCAUUUGCAUUUGUAAGUGAUUCCGGCUGAGACCAGCAUCACAGAAACCAAUGAGAGCCUUCCCGGUCCUUAUCAGGAGAGUCUGAGGGCAAAUGAAAUCAGCACCCUUCCUCUAAAGAAGAGAAUUACUUCAUGAUCCCUGCUCAGGGGGUGUCUACCUCGACAUCGUGAAGGAGAAACCAGGUGCACAUUUUCUGCAGCUCCUGUCUCUGAAUAUAGAAAUUUAUCCGUUGUGAAUACCUGGAGAUAUGAAUGAUGCCCGUGCCACGAGCAACAUCAGCACUACCGUGGAACUGUUCCAGCUCAUCAUGUACGCCCCCACAUUCAGCCUGGGAUUGUUGUUCAAUGUGAUGGCUCUGUCAUUCCUGUUUUUUAAGGUUAAAAAGCUGUCAGAAUCUACAGUCUACAUGAUAGCCCUUAUUUUCCUGGAUACUUUGCUGCUGUUUACUCUUCCUUUUAAAAUAAUUUCCUACCACCUUCAGAAUAACUGGAACUUGGGGUCUGUGUUUUGUUCCACCUUGGAGAGUCUUUACUUUGUGAACAUGUAUGGCAGCAUCCUCAUCUCCCUCUGCAUCUGCGUGGACCGGUACAUCACUAUCCGGCACCCUUUCACAGCUCCCACCCUGCGAUCCACCAAGAAAGCCGCUCUGGUCUGUGCUGUCAUCUGCCUGGGCACCUCGGCUGGGACAGUCUCUACUUUCCAGCUGCACGGAGAGGGCCACAACAUCUCCUCCUGCUUCCAUAACUUCUCCAAGAGCACAUGGGAAAACACAGGCCUGUUGGUUGCCUUGGAGAUUGCCUUCUUCAGCAGCAUGGCAGCUAUGACCUUCUGCACUGUUCAGACUGUUCGGUGUUUGAGAAAGCACAGAAAACCAUACAACCCCCAAACACACACCAGCAGAGCAGAGAAGAUAGUCUUGACAAACCUUGUGGCAUUUUUGGUCUGUUUCACGCCUUACCACGUGGCAUACUUGCUGUAUUUUUUGGUGAAGAAUAACAUAAUUCACACCAGUUUUCAGCAAGUGCUACGAGACACCAUUCAGGUCACCCUUUGCUGGGCAAACUUGAACUGCUGUCUUGAUGGGGUGUGUUAUUAUUUUGUUUUAAGAGAGUCCUUGGAAGUUCCAUUACAAAACAGUGAAAAAACAGCCACACGAAAGCCUUGAUCCAUGUGCUGCGUCUUAGUUACCUGGGAUGAUACGUGGAGAAGUUUUAUGGAAAGUACAGAGCCUCGAACUACUUAUCUAAGCAAUUUACUUUAAAUAUUCAGAUCUGAAUGUAUUUCAUAAAAAACAGAACUAAGUCCAUUCCCAGAAGACUGCUCCUUGCUUUUUUAAUUUCUUUCCAUAAUGUUUUGUGUUAGCAUUUAUGGGUAAAAAGAAAUGGAAUUAUUCUAUAAAUGGUGAUGUGUAUCUCUUUGGAUGUGAUUCCUUUAUACUUUGAAAAAAAAAAUUGUUCACUUAUAUGUGGUAGCAUCUUUCAGCCUCUGUAUCUAAACCACACCUGCAAAACUUUCUCAGGACUUCAGUCACUACAGACUUAGGCUGUAGUGACUUGGAGUUUAUAGUAAAAAGCUUCAGACUAAAUUCUGUUGCCUCCCCUGUCCUGAUCAUGUAUGUUUCUACCCAUAUACAUGCACACCUUUCAGGUUUAGAUUUGUACAUCCUAUUUAAAAGAAUAAAGUUAUUGUAACUUUAAA